CUCCAAUGUUCCCCCGUUUCACUCGUAGAAUCGCCCCGUUCCAGCUCACCCGACUUUUGUUCAGACAAGCACAUAAACAAACCGUGAAAAAGCCCACCGAUAACAUCUCCGCCCUCCUCCACAAGAAGCAACUCCAGGAAAAGGUCAAGCAGUACAAGAUGUCCGAAAAUAUUGAAAAGAGAAAGCUCUCCGCUGGCUUACCGGAAAAGCCGGACUUCAAGAAGACCAAGACCGCGUCCAAUGCUGAUUUUCUCGAGGCGGUGUUGAAGAAGGAUGCGCAGAAGGGCGCCGCGCCCGUCUCUACUACAAACAUUCUCCAGGCGGUGUUGUCCGACGCGGAUGCUCAGAAGGAAAAGGACAACAAACCAAUCGUGUGGAUCGACUGUGAAAUGACUGGUUUGGACGUUUUCAACGACCACAUCAUUGAAAUUGCGUGUAUCAUCACCGACUCCCAAUUGAACGUGCUCGACGAAGUCUGCUACGAGUCCGUCAUCCACUGCCCGAAGCAAACCAUGGACAAGAUGGGUGAGUGGUGCAUCGAACACCACGGUCAGUCGGGGCUCACCGAAAAAGUUAUCAACACUACCAAGACCUUGACGCAGGUGGAGGAUGAGUUGUUAGCGUACAUCUCCAAGUACGUCGCAAAGGGCAGAGGCCUCUUGGCCGGGAACAGUGUCCACAUGGACAGAGUCUUCAUGAUCAGAGAGUUCCCAAAGAUCAUCGAGUACUUGCACUAUAGAAUUAUCGACGUCUCGUCCAUCAUGGAGGUUGGCUGGAGACACAACCCGCGCUUGAUGAUGUGCUUCCCGAAGAAGCACCAGGCGCAUACCGCCAAGGCCGAUAUCUUGGAGAGCAUCGACCAACUCAGGUGGUACUGGAACAACUACUUGAAGAGCUACGACGAGUCCACCGCUGUCAUCCAGAAGUAUAAAGAGGAUAAAAAGAAGGCCAAGCUUACACAAGAAGUUAAGGCCGUGUCGGAAAAGCUUGAUGAGACAGAAGAGAGGAAGGAUGAAGGCGAAAGAGUCGAGGAGAAGUAGAGAUUUGUAUAUUUAGUUGAUAAAAUUAAGCUUUGGUGAGUAUAAAUUGGCCAAAGAUCAAUUUGAAGCUCCGUUCGAGAAUUAAUGGGAU
Molecule: messenger RNA, 1131 nt
Organism: Babjeviella inositovora NRRL Y-12698
Lineage: Eukaryota; Fungi; Ascomycota; Pichiomycetes; Serinales
Gene: REX2
Product: Rex2p
Exons: 1
Coding region: 6-1040 (344 amino acids)
Cellular component (GO): mitochondrion
Molecular function (GO): nucleic acid binding; 3'-5'-RNA exonuclease activity
Source: RefSeq, a predicted model, not a curated record